CUUGGCCUGGUGACCUGUAAGCUCCUGGCGUAUCUCAUUUACUGCAGCAUUUACAGCAGCAUGCUGACUGUGACAGUCCUGAGCAUUCAACGCUAUCUACUGGUGGUGCGCCUACAAAAAUUCUUCGAUCAGGGAGGAAGGAGGAGGCUGCUGGUUCUGCUCUGGCUGGUUGCAAUAAUCCUCUCCAUCCCUGUUUUAGUGGUUCGGCAGCUGACCACAGACCGGCAGUGGAUAACCUGCCAUGCUGUCUUCUCUUCCGAGGCCCAGCAGGUGGCCGUGCUGCUCUCAGAGACACUGAUAGGAUUUGCCUCAAUUUCUGUUGUGGCCUUUGCGUACCUCAGCCUCAAAAGAAAAGUGAACCAGGAUGCUUUUUUCAACAACCCACAGACCACAAAGCUAGUCACGACUAUCAUCGUGACCUAUUUUGUCCUCUGGGUGCCAUAUCUUAUCUUAAAUAUGCUUGGUGUGGCAGCUGUUUCAAGCAGAAGUGAGGGCCUGCUGGAGUUUUAUGUGGAGAGCUCAAGCAUUGUUGGAGCGCUGACAUUUGUGAAUAGCUGCGUGAAUCCGCUCCUUUAUGCAUUUGCUUCUAGAAACAUGUGUACUGUAUGCCAAAAAAGGGCACAUUAG
This is a messenger RNA of Plectropomus leopardus (leopard coralgrouper), 627 nucleotides long. The record is from RefSeq and is a predicted model, not a curated record. NCBI's taxonomy places the organism in Eukaryota, Metazoa, Chordata, Actinopteri, Perciformes, Serranidae.